Molecule: messenger RNA, 436 nt
Organism: Arabidopsis lyrata subsp. lyrata
Lineage: Eukaryota; Viridiplantae; Streptophyta; Magnoliopsida; Brassicales; Brassicaceae
Exons: 1
Coding region: 77-337 (86 amino acids)
Source: RefSeq, a predicted model, not a curated record
UCAAAUCACAAAACCAUAAAAAGUCUCAUAAAGAAGGAAAAAAAAAGUUUCUCAAGGAUUUCAGAGAUUAAAAGAAAUGGAAGGUUUGAUUCCAUUUUUGUACAAAGCCAUUGUUAUGUAUAAAAGAGAAGGAAGUUUUUCGUCGGUUUUGCUAAGCGACCAUCACUCUCCUUCUAACACCGGUUAUUACAUGCGACUUCCCGGCGACUCCUCCGGCAGGUUUCGAACGUCUGAUCGCCGGAGAUUUGGGACGGAUCGUCUUGGAUUACUUGAAACAACGCCGUCCUCUUCGCCGUCUCGUGUGUCCACUAGGAACAUGAUCACCAAACGUACGUAAGGACUGAUGAUCGAUAUACGUAUAAAGAUAAUAUUGUGGUAAUUGUAUAUUAAAUAUUGUUAUAUAAUACGGUCCACCUUAAAUUAUUAUCGUUGCUAG